This is a messenger RNA of Rhipicephalus sanguineus (brown dog tick), 659 nucleotides long. RefSeq names its product DNA-directed RNA polymerase II subunit RPB4 (gene Polr2D). Gene Ontology annotation, cellular component: P-body; RNA polymerase II, core complex. Gene Ontology annotation, biological process: mRNA export from nucleus in response to heat stress; transcription initiation at RNA polymerase II promoter; positive regulation of translational initiation. The record is from RefSeq and is a predicted model, not a curated record. The transcript has 2 exons. Gene Ontology annotation, molecular function: translation initiation factor binding; nucleotide binding. Lineage: Eukaryota; Metazoa; Arthropoda; Arachnida; Ixodida; Ixodidae. Bases 124 to 558 code for a protein of 144 amino acids.
UCUCUGUCAGCUGCGAGUGCGAACCAGAGCCUAACCUGAUCGUUGCCUCCUUCAAAUAUCUCGCGCAUUGUGGGUUUGUGCGUGUGUCGAAAGCAUCGAAAGGGUUGAAAGUACGGUGUGAACAUGGCCGGCGUUCCGGCGGCCGCUGCGCCCGUGCUCGACCAGGUGGAAGAGGACGCGUCGGAGCUGCAGUUCCCCAAGGAGUUCGAGAACGCCGAGACGCUGCUUAUCAGCGAGGUCCACAUGCUGCUCGAACACCGCAAGCAACAGAACGAGAGCGCCGAGGAAGAGCAGGAACUCUCGGAGGUGUUCAUGAAGACACUGGGCUACUGCCAGCGGUUCAGCCGCUUCAAGAACCGGGAGACCAUCACGGCCGUGCGCCAACUGCUGGCACAGAAGAAGCUGCACCGCUUCGAGCUGGCCCAGCUGGCCAACCUGUGUCCCGACAAUCCCGAGGAGGCACGUGCCCUCGUGCCCAGUCUCGAGGGACGCUUCGAGGACGACCAGCUGCGGCAGAUACUGGACGACAUCCAGACACAGCGCAGCUUCCAGUAUUGAGACGGCCGCCAUUUGUUGUAAUGUGUGGUGUGCGUGCGGGCAUAUACGUUGUAAAUUUCCUUAAGCAUCCAAUAAAUAUUACCAGUUUUAUUACAGCUGAG